This is a messenger RNA of Rhizophagus irregularis DAOM 181602=DAOM 197198, 1074 nucleotides long. RefSeq lists its product as uncharacterized. The record is from RefSeq and is a predicted model, not a curated record. Gene Ontology annotation, molecular function: protein binding. Lineage: Eukaryota; Fungi; Glomeromycota; Glomeromycetes; Glomerales; Glomeraceae.
AAAAAAAAAUUUUUUUUUUUUUUUUUUAUACUAUGGAUUUAAAACCAAGAAAUUUAACGAAAUCAAUAAUUUUUUUCAUUGCAUUAAUGAUAACACCUAAAAGGUGUUUAACACGACCAUGUGUAAACCUUAUACCAGAUUGUUUACUUGAAAUAUUUUCAUACUUAAAGUAUGAUCGAAAAACUCUUUUCUCAUGUAUAAGAGUGAAUAGAUUAUGGUGUAGAUUAGCAAUACCAAUAUUAUGGAGUUCACCAUUUAAAUAUUAUUCACAAUCAUAUACUUAUAAAAUAAUUAAUACAUAUAUUACUUGUCUUAAUAUACAAGAUAAAGUAAUAUUAAAAAAUUUGGGAUUAAAAAAUUGUUUAAUAAAUAUGAAAUCAUUAUUUUAUUAUCCAAGAUUUUUAGAAAGUUUUGUUAUAGAUAAUUAUACACUUGGAUUAAAGAAAUGGGUUAAAGAAAAUUUUCAAAAUGAGAAUUUAUUAAGAGCACAACAAAUUGUUGAUAAUAUGAUGAUGGAUUUAAUAUUUAAUGAUAAUUGUUCAUUAAAAAAAUUUAAAUAUGUUAAUUAUAUUGAAAUUUCACGUAUUGAUUUUUUGAAAAAAUUAUCAAAUUUAAAUUUAUCAUUAAUUAAUACAUUUGAAUUUCUUGGACAUGGAUAUUCAAAAGAAAUGUAUUCUAAUAUUUUACCAAAAUUAUUUAAUCAAAUGUCAAAAACUUCAAGAAAUAUUAAACAUUUAUCAUUAUAUUUUCCAAAGACAAUGUCAACAAAGACGAUGACGACAACGACGACAACUCCUACGACGUCUUCGACGACGACUUUGACCAAUUCGACAACAUCAUCGACAACAAUGUCAACAACUUUUAAUUAUUAUAUGAUUGAUAAUAAUAAUUUAAUUUCAAUCACAGAAAAUUCUGAUAAUUCAACAGAUUUGGAUCUUUCUAUAAUUAAUCUUAUUAAAUCACAAAAUUCUUUGGAAAGUUUUAGUACAAACGAAUUUUGGAUGAAAUGUUCUACUGAAAUGAUUUUUAAUUCAUUAAUUUCUCAUUCAAAUUCUUUAAAAUUUAUUAAAUUUU